GACGUGUCCUUGGUAAAUUCGUCAGAUCCAACUUCUCCGCUCAUUCGGUAUUCCCUGAUUCCCCCACCAAACAUGACAACCGAUUGCCUAUUGCGCGACAGCAGUUUUCCGCCGUGUCUCUCCCCGUUCCCGCAACAUCAACUUCAAACAUCCUCACCGUGGGAAAUGCAUCGCCUGCAACGAACGCAUCGCCGUUCCCCGUCCCUGUCCGUCGUCGAGGCGUCGCAGAGAAUCGCAUGCGAUCCCUGCGACUUUCGGGCGCCCACUGCGAACGUCGCAGCUAACAACGGCGCGAAUCGCCGUGUAAUGAUCGCCGCUCCUGAUGUCUCCGCAGCCGCCCAACCUCCAAACCCGGCUCCAGUCACAAGCGCGGCGCGAGUCACGUGGAAGAAACCUGGGAUGGCGCUGCCCCCGCUCGUCCGUCGAUCUACAGUCGGAUCCGACGGCGAUUACUUUAACUGCAAGGACCAUAUGGAAGACUCUUGGUGCCCUAGCCCAAGCCCAAGCCCUCGAGAUGCGCGCUUCGAUUUUCCGGGGGAAAGGUGGGUUGACCCCGCGUCACCACUUCCGCCCAUGUCGCCCGCCGGCGCGCGGGGAAGAUUCCCGUUGCGCGCAAAGUCGUCUUUUGCCAGGAUGGGGCGCUCCGGUUCGAUCGGAAGCGUCGCCGACGACGACGACGACGCCGACGACUCGGACGACGACGAGGCGUUUAUUCAGCAAUACGUCGCGACGAUCAUCAAUCCUGCCGCAGCCGCCGCAGCCGCAGCCGCAGCCGCAGCAGCCGCCGCUGCAGCAGCAGCUGUUCCCGCACCUACUUUCGCAGGUUCCGCUCGAAAUGGUGGGGCUCAAGCGAGCAAGCUGGGGUUUCAUCCGCAGAAUCGGGGGUCACGGGGAGCGCGGACGCAUCGGCGCUGGCAGAGCUUCUCCGACGGUCACGUCCCCGGAGGGAAGUCUUCCCCCGUGGAGCGUUCCCCACAGUACGCUUUCACAAAUACUUCUUCGCGAAGGCCUGGUGCCUAUUUCGCGAGUUUUAGCGAGGAGCAGCUAGUUCCGGUUCGCGUUAGUUCAGCCCAGACGAAGUCUAUGAGGUCGCCAGAGAUGGGUUACUGGAUUCCUGUCGCCGCCUCUUUGCCCCCACAGCAUCGUCGGCGAAACAGCGUCGCCCCGAGUUCUGGCAUUUCGCGACAACGUUCAGGCGAGGAAGAUUGGGCGGUGCUGUCGCCAGGCGAACUCCAGAAGCUGCACGUUUCAAGCCCUAGGCAGACGAAUUAUGCGGUCGCGGGUUCGAAUCCUGCAGCAGUACCAGAACAUGCCUGGUCCCCUCAUAGCAACAUGAGGCACCAACAACCUAACUACUUAGGCCCUUCUGACACACCUCCUGUUGCAUCUAGGGUUCCACGUGAGCAGCAGAAGCCAAGAACUUUGGCUCAUCAGAGGUCCAAGAGCUUUGGUGCCAAGGAGCUUUCGUAUUCUAUUGGGUCUAACAGCCACUCCCCUAUUGGCCCAGUGGUGACUGGGAGAAUGGUAUUGGACAGAACAUGGCCUGCUACGGAGGCUCAGCAAUAUGGCUAUGGCUAUGAAAAUAGCGUCUAUGAGAGAAGAUAGGGUAAGCGUGAGCGUUUUGCUGAGUUCUACUCUUCAGCCCUCUAGUCUAGAAGUGGACUGACUGACCACGGCAAUUGCGUAGUUGUAUAUGUGUAUAAUUUUGCAAUAUUAAUUUAUUGAAUAAUGAUAUAGAUAACUAG
Molecule: messenger RNA, 1745 nt
Organism: Closterium sp. NIES-67
Lineage: Eukaryota; Viridiplantae; Streptophyta; Zygnematophyceae; Desmidiales; Closteriaceae
Source: the annotation of a GenBank genome assembly